Magnolia sinica is the source of this 1886-nucleotide messenger RNA. RefSeq lists its product as uncharacterized. Lineage: Eukaryota; Viridiplantae; Streptophyta; Magnoliopsida; Magnoliales; Magnoliaceae. The record is from RefSeq and is a predicted model, not a curated record. The coding region runs from base 335 to 1618 and encodes 427 amino acids. The transcript is spliced from 13 exons.
CUCUCUCUCUCUCUUUCUCUUCGAACGCCAUUUGGACGCUAGUAGUGAAAAUGCUACUCAAACGCAACGACUCUCUCUCUCUUGUAACUGUCUAAUUUCUGUAUAAAACCCUCCAUUUCUGGGGUUUUUUAUAUUAUCUCCGCAACGGAAUUAUCCAUUUCUAGGUUUUAUUUCUCUCAGUAGGAGUCUCUGUUUGACUCCGCAACGGAAUUGUUGUAAGAAGGGAGAUUUCUAUAGAACUGUCGAAUACAGGGUUCUGGACGAGAGAUCUAAAGAAGCUUUGACGGAUCGGUUGAGCUCCUGAUACGCAGAAAAGCAAGAACAAUCCGAAGAUAUGGGAUGCCUAGUAUCAACACCAAAUGAUGGUGACGGGAAUAGAAGGCGGCCUGGCAAUGUGGGGGAAGUGGCCGUUUUUGUACCUGGAUUACGCAUCCCUAAGCCCAUUGAUUUUUCUCAGCCAUUAGGUGAUCGGUUGUCUAAAAGUUUAGUCGAACGUCUCUCUGCUCUUAGAACUAGAAUAGUUGUCAUGGCUGGACAAGAAGCUCCAGUAGCUAGAAAGCCACGGAGGAAAACAGCGACACGCCAUGGAGGCUCAACAUUGGCUGAUCUUCAACAGGCUCUUGAAGAUUACUUGCCAGUUCUACUGGGAUUAGUAAAAUAUGGAAGUAACCCAAAGCACAUGGUACAUUUUUUGUGGAUUAAUCAGGAGGAUGAUGCAGAGGAAACAGCCAUGCCAAAUGCUUGGUAUGAGGUAUUAUCAGUUCUUCACUUGAUGGCCACGCUAUCCUUAUCACAGGCCAAUUUAUUGCUUCUUCCUAAAACUUCUACAGAUGGUUAUCAGCCAAAAGUGUCAGAAGCAGAGAGCAGACGAAAUUCUGUUGAUAUUUUCUUGAAGGCAGCAGGAUAUUUGGAUUGUGCGAUCAGACAUGUUCUCCCUCAGAUACCUCCCGACCUCAGGACAAAUCUUCCAGUAGACCUGUCAGAAGGAGUGUUACAAGCUCUUUGUCAGCAAGCAUUAGGCCAGGGCGUUGAUAUUCAACUUGGACUAGCAAUUGAUAGUGCUAAGGCUACUCUGGCGGUAAAACGGAGACUUGCAUGCGAGAUGGUGAAGUACUGGAAUAUGGCUCAAGAGAAUAUAGUGCACCUUCCAUUAACAAAUGGUUGGGGAGAAAAGCAUCAGCUCUAUGUGAAGUGGAAACAUGCUGAAGCAAAGGCUGCAGCAUAUUAUUAUCAUGGGUUAAUCCUUGACGAGGGGAACACGGAGAAAUCUCAUGGGAUGGCAGUAGCAUCUCUCCAAGCAGCAGAGGAUUUCUUCAAAGAAAGUAAGAAGGCCUGUGAAGCAUUCAACAUGGCUCCUCCUACAUCACGGAACGCACCUCUUUGGGGAACUAUGAAAUAUCUCUCAGAGAAGAUCCCAAAAGACACCAACAGCAAGGUGCGCAUCAACCGGGAUCUGUACAGUCAGGAAAAGAUUCUAGAGACGGCCCCUGCACUGCCAGAUUUUGCUUUGGCACUGAAGCCGGAUGAGUAUCAGCUUCCUCAGGUGGACCCCUCAUGGAACAAUGAAGAUGGGCAAUUGCAGGGACGAUCUGACCAGCUGACAUCAGAACCCACUUGAGAUCCCUUUCCAGAUUACAGAUGGGGAGAGUACAGUGACAAACUGGAGCAGCCAUUGCCCAAGUGUGUAUUCAGCAGUCAAUUUUCCAUCCCUGCCUUUGUAUUAUUCUCCUUCUCAGAUAGAGAUGUCGGUUGUGUGGAUGUGGGAAUGGGGAUAGCUUUUGUGUAAGAGUUUCUGUUGUAGAAUUUGUAGACUUAAAAGAAAGAAUAUUUCACAUGUUCUUAAUCAAUUAAGGUAUAAAAUUCACUUCCUUUUUUUGUUCAUGAAA